AGUAGUAGGAUUGGGAAGUCGGGUUUCUCUCGGAUGUGUGUGUAGUGGAGACUAAUGUAACGCUUCCCUCACUGUAACAGCCUCGACAGCCUCGUCCACCUUCCCGGGACCGGCGUGUUUCUCUGCGGGGAUUCGGCGCUCGUGUUCGGCCUGCCCGCGGACACCUGAGACCCUCCGGCAACUCACGGGGAGAAGAGCAAGAUGCCGGCGCCGGGCUCCGUCUCCACUGCAGGACUGGCGUGAGGUUCCACUGGAGAAUCAUCGUUCGUGAGGAUGGCGGCGACCACGCCCACCUUAGCCCCGCCCCCCAAGAAGAGCCGCGGGAAACCAGAGGCAGAGACUCUACAGGCCAAUGAGGAGCUGAGGAGCCGACUGAGCGAUGUACAGCACGAGCUGCAGCAGGAGAGAGGGAAGGUGUGCAAGUUACGGGAACGCCUGCAGGAGUUACGGGCCCAGCGGGAGACGGAGCAGCACAAGCACUCGGUCGCGCUCACCGACCUGCGUGUGAAGCUCCACGAGGAGAAGCAGCGCGAGGUGGCGUCGGCGCGCGAGAGCCUGUCCCGACAGCACGAGGCGGAGCUGGCCCGGGGGGCCCGGCUCCGAGACACCGAGCUGGCCCGGCUGCAGGCGCUGGUGUGCGUGUUACGGGACGGGGCCAGCAGCGAGCUGCGCAGCGCCCUGAAGGAGGAGGCGCGCGAGGAGGUGCGCAGGAGCUACGAGGCGGAGAAGCUCAGACUCGCGCAGGAGCUGCAGGAGGCUAAGACCUCGCGCAGGCAGGCGGAGGAGGCGCUCGCUAACGCCCUGCAGGCGGACCGGGCCCGAGCAGCCGAUCUCAGAGUCGCCCAUCAGGCCCAUCACGAGGAGAUCCAGAGGAUCAAACGCGAGAGCGAGAGGGAGAUACGGAGACUGGUGGAGGAGCUGAAGAGCAGGGACCGCGUGGUGCAGUCGCUGGAGAGGGAGCUGGGUGUGCAGGCGGGGCAGACGCAGCGGCUGCUGCUGCAGAGAGUGGAGGCGGAGCGGCAUCAUGGCAGUCCGAAGAGAGAGCUGGUGCCCUCCCUCGGGGAACACACGGACUCCGCCGUUAACCAGGAAGUGGAAGAGAGAGACGUGCGCCGGUUCCAGCUGAAGAUCGCUGAGCUGCAGGCCGUCAUCAGGAAACUAGAGGACAGGAACACACUGCUGUCCGAUGAGAGGAACGAACUGCUGAAACGAGUGCGGGAAACCGACGGAGAGAUGAAGCCGCUCAUGGAGAAGAAUAAGCGCUUGAAUAAGAAGAAUGAAGAGCUGCAGCAGACUCUACAGCGCAUGGAGGACAAGCUGAAGACGCUCAGCAGAGAGAACGCAGAGCAGAAGGAGAGAUCCCAUCAGAACUCGCAGCCGGGCGUCCUGAAGAGACACACCUCUCUGACGGACCUCAGUCAAACCCACGAGCAACAGGAGCUGGAGUAUCUGCGCCUGCAGAUCAGCGAGCAGCGCGGCGUUAUAGACGAGCUCACGCAGGAACGGGACAGGCUGAUAAUCAACAAGAAGAACCGGAGGAAAAACAUCAAGUUGCCCAAGAGGCAUGUUGUGGAGACAUAUUUUGGAUUUGAUGAAGAAUCUGUCGACUCUGAGACGUCGUCUCUGACAUCAUAUAACACCGACCACACGCCUGCUACACCCGAAGAGGACCUCGAGGACGUCUUCUGCCGGGAGGAGGCGGAGCUACGGUUCCGUCAGCUGACCCGCGAGUACCAGGCGCUACAGCGAGCGUACGCACUUCUGCAGGAGACGGCCGGCCCGCUGGACCCCGAGAGGCACUGCAGGACACGGGAGCAGCUGCAGGCGGAGCUGAUUGGCUGUCAGGCCCGGAUCGAUGACCUGGAGCGGAGCCUGGCAGAGAAGGGGCAGGACUCAAAGUGGGCGGAGGAAAAGCAGAAUCUCAUCAGGAUGAACCAGGAGCUCAGAGAAAAGAUAGCAUCGCUGGAGCAGUGUGAAAUGCGUUUACGCUCAGAGGUUCGAGAUACGCUGGAUCAGAACGAGUUGCUGGAGUUCAGGAUCCUGGAGCUGGAAGAGAGGGAACGGCGUUCUCCUGCCUUUAACCUGCAAAUCUCUGCCUCUGAAAACAACAGUAUCCUACAGCUACACUGCCAACAAGAGGGUGUCAAGGAUGUCAUCAUUCCUGACCUCAUGAAAAAGCUUGACAUUCUUGGCGAUAAUGGGAACUUGCGAAACGAGGAGCAGGUGACAGUAAUUCAAGCAGGCACUGUGCUGUCUUUAUGUGAAAAGUGGCUGAAGCAGAUUGACAGCACCGAAGCUGCGCUGACGCAGAAAAUGAUUGAUCUGGAGAAUGAGAAGGAGCUGUUCAGUAAACAGAAAGGUUUCCUGGAAGAGGAACUGGACUACAGGAAGCAAGCUCUUGAUCAUGCCCAACUGAGGGUGCAGGAGCUGGAGGCGACUCUAUACUCCGCCCUCCAGCAGGAUCCUGACAGCUGUGUGGGCGAGAGUUUGAGUGACAGGCAGAGAGCACAGCUGGCCGAGUCCAUGGAGGCGGUGCGGAGACAGAUCCUGAGGCAGAGUCGCCAUGCCGACACGUUAGUGCUACAGCAGCGCAUGGAGCUGCUCCAGUCUGCACAGCAGAGGAUCAGAGAGCUUGAAGAUAAGAUCGACAUGCAGAGAAGACAGAUCAAAGAGAUUGAAGAGAAGUUUUUGUUCCUUUUCUUGUUUUUCUCCCUAGCUUUUAUUCUCUGGCCUUAACACACAUCCAAUACCCCCCCACCCUCAACACACACACA
Messenger RNA from Rhinichthys klamathensis goyatoka, 2774 nucleotides. It is a transcript of the gene jakmip1, whose product is annotated as janus kinase and microtubule interacting protein 1. The coding region runs from base 274 to 2736 and encodes 820 amino acids. Gene Ontology annotation, molecular function: microtubule binding; GABA receptor binding; kinase binding. The transcript has 21 exons. NCBI's taxonomy places the organism in Eukaryota, Metazoa, Chordata, Actinopteri, Cypriniformes, Leuciscidae. The record is from RefSeq and is a predicted model, not a curated record.